Molecule: messenger RNA, 1253 nt
Organism: Drosophila pseudoobscura
Lineage: Eukaryota; Metazoa; Arthropoda; Insecta; Diptera; Drosophilidae
Gene: cmpy
Product: crimpy
Exons: 5
Coding region: 28-900 (290 amino acids)
Biological process (GO): regulation of cell growth; regulation of signal transduction
Cellular component (GO): extracellular region
Molecular function (GO): insulin-like growth factor binding
Source: RefSeq, a predicted model, not a curated record
CAAAAGCACAAUAAAAAUUGCCUAUAAAUGGGCGGAAGAGCAAAAGGAAGUGGAAAAGGAAGGCAGGACGGUCGUUCGCUGGAUGUGGGGGCCAUGGAUAUACGCACAAGGACAACAGUAGGAGGAGAAGAGCCAGCAGUAGCAGAACCCCACCGAAUGGGGGGAGCAGGCCAGGGAGGAGUCAAACAGUACAACAAAGCCAACAAACUUCCGCAUAGGAUGCGCCGGAACGGAAGCUAUUUUGGCCGCCUGAACGUGAGCGUGUUCCUCAUCUACUUGUGGUGCUAUCUGCUGCUGAUAAUGGCCGCAUCUGGCGGCAGCAACAAUGUGGUGAACGGCCUCAAAUGCUACUGCAAUCCGAAGGAAUGCGAUGUAAUACGCUCGCUCGACUGCCCCGGCAAGGGCCUGAUGCUCUGGGAUCCAUGCAAAUGUUGUCGCAUCUGCGCCAAGACCUUGGGCGAAUCCUGCGGCGGUCCCGGCGGUUUUUCCGGCCAAUGUGAGCCGCCCCUGCAGUGUGUGACCAAGCUGCCCAUUAGCAGCGGUCUGGGCGUGUGCAUGGAUUUGCAACACCUGACCGCCCUGACCUCCUCGCAUGACAACUGUACCGAGGCGGAGUCCAUUGUCUUGCAGCCGGGCUGCGAGAUCACCAACAAGCGCUGCCAGUGCUGGCCCAUCAUGCGCACCUGUCUCAGCGAGCUAUCCAGCGACGGGGCAUCCCCCAAUGACUCACGUUGGCACUUCAAGAACUUGGAGGACUGCCAGUUGAAUUUGCAAAAUCUCAUCAAACUCGAGCUGGAAUUCGAUGGAGACUACAAAAUCUCACCGAGCAAAUUCACCUACAAAAAGCUCCGCAGAAAGCGAAAGUCCUUGAGGAAACGCAUCAUCAUCUUGGACGAUUGAGGGCCACACUCAGAAAGCCAUAUGUAACGUCCUCUCUCUCUAUUGUAUGUUCUCCGAAAAACUCAGCAAAAACCAAACGAAAGAUCUUGUACAGAUAGUAUGCUUACUUCUAAAUGAUAAUAUGGCUAUUAUAAAUACCAAUACAUAUACAUACAUAAAUACCUAUACAUAUACAAAGGGGAAAUGCAUACAUAUUAAUAGUGAAAUAAAGCAUUUGUAUGUGUAUCCCAAGACAUUUGUUACUUUAUUGCGCGCAAUUUUUCCUAAAGAACUAACGAACUAAAAAUCCCCUCAACCAAAAUACAUGCCUACAUACCAUGAAUACAUAAACAAUAAACAAUAAAUUAAACACA